This is a messenger RNA of Dendronephthya gigantea, 1496 nucleotides long. RefSeq lists its product as uncharacterized. The record is from RefSeq and is a predicted model, not a curated record. The transcript has 8 exons. NCBI's taxonomy places the organism in Eukaryota, Metazoa, Cnidaria, Anthozoa, Malacalcyonacea, Nephtheidae. Gene Ontology annotation, molecular function: ubiquitin-protein transferase activity. Bases 156 to 1496 code for a protein of 446 amino acids.
AUGGCUCAUGCAGUACGGAGCAACUGAGAUGCUUUGGCAAUGGCCGAAUAUACAUACGACCGCUUCAAAGAAGUAUUCCUUUGACGGAAACUGUGCGUUUUCAUGAAGAAAAAGAAAUAUGCUUAUCAUGCGGUGAAAGCGUUUCAGUUAGUGAAAUGAGUGAGCAUCUACAAGCUUGCGAGCAUUAUCAUUCUGCAAAUGAGCAUGAAACUGAAGAGGGAGACGAGAAUAGCCGAUAUGGAAUUAACAGUGAAAGAAACGACGUCGUUCAAGUUACGGAUGAUGACACGUUAAUUUCAAAUACAACCUCUUUGCCGCUAAACGAACAGAUCGCCCCGACACAAUUAGUCUCUAAUACUGACGCGAGAGACAGUGACCUGGAUUCAUUAGCACCAGUUCCUCAACCAAAUGAAACGUUGGAAAUCGAGGACAGCAAUCGCGCUGAACUUGAAAACAGCGUGGAAGUAGAUCCUAUGGCUCUGCCAUACGAAGAACACCUACGAAACGCCAUCGACGCAACACUAAAAGCAACAACUGCAAAUGAUGACCCUGUCCAAGUUCUGCGAACCUUCUCUUGCCACUUUCUGCGGGGUCGUCCCCUCGAUGUUAUGGACCCAACGGUGCAACUUGAAGGUGAAACAACAGAUGUUUUCGUUACGCGGGAAAACAUUUACGAAGAUGGCAUGGACGAGUUGUUGGGUGGACUUGGUGUGAGCGAUCCUAGUCUUCCUUUAGAAGUCACGUUUACUGGCGAGUGCGCACAGGAUCUAGGUGGUCCUCGGAAAGAGUUCCUAGGUGCAAUGACCCGCGAGAUAAAAGACCAUUUAUUUGUGGUUGGCGGCGAUACCUAUACCUUACGCCAAGAUGUUGUCGCCGAGACUCGCAGAUACUUCUUUGGAGCUGGUCUUGUAUUUGGUUACAGCAUGUUACAAGGCGGACCGCUACCGUGUUUUAUGCACGAAGAAUUACUGACCAAACUUUUUGGUGUUCAUGCAGAACAACUGAACGACGCCGAAGAACAACUUCGCAACGGCUUUUCGAAAUUUGGAUUAGUAGAGCUCAUCAAGGAAAGACCAUCGAUGCUCUUCCUAUUACGAAGAACAGCAUACCAUCCGUUGACGUAUCCGAGAAUCGUAAAGAUUUUGGCGCCAAAAUUUUCAGAGCAGGGUUCCAACAAGAGGAUGAAAGAGAACAGGGCAUACAGGCUUUUUUUGAAUUACGUCAAAGAGGUUGCUGCUGGGAGGCGAGAAAAUGUAUCGCUAGGCGAUGUCUUAAGAUUCGCCACUGGUUCAGAGGAUGAGCCUGUUCUGGGUUUUGCAAUCCAGCCUGCUUUGUGUUUUAGUGACGGCACGCGUUCGUGCCUACCAACCUCCAACACAUGCAUCAACCUUUUACGGCUGGCUAUUGGUGAAAUUCUUCCUGAAAGUCAAGAUGAAAUGUUCCAAAAAUUUGAUUUAGCUUUCAGCAAUACCCAUUUUGGAAUGGCAAGCUUAUGA